Molecule: messenger RNA, 1524 nt
Organism: Drosophila teissieri
Lineage: Eukaryota; Metazoa; Arthropoda; Insecta; Diptera; Drosophilidae
Exons: 3
Coding region: 1-1524 (507 amino acids)
Biological process (GO): DNA replication, removal of RNA primer
Molecular function (GO): nucleic acid binding; RNA-DNA hybrid ribonuclease activity
Source: RefSeq, a predicted model, not a curated record
AUGGUGAAAGGAGCACACAGAGGCACGCCGCAAGGCGGGGUCCCGUCGCCUCUCCUGUGGAAUCUGGUGGUAGAAGACCUGAUCAAGAGAUUCGAGAGGAAGGCCCCAAAGAUAACGGCCUAUGCUGACGACAUAAGCGGGAGUGUGUUCAUCGACACUCAGCUCGAUUAUGGAAUCAACGCUCAGGACAGCAAGCUGACAUGGAAGCCCAAUGUAUUAGAGAGGGUGAAAAAGGCCACCAUAGCGCUAUAUGCAUCCAAGAAGAUGCUUAGCAGCACAUGGGGCCUCUCACCCGCUCUAAUGCACUGGGUUUACAUCUCGGUGGUGCGUCCAACUCUGAUGUAUGGAGUCUUAGUGUGUUGGCAGGCUAUGGAAAAGCCGACUUACAACAAACUCAUGGAGGGAACUCAGCGGCAGGCACUGCUCUGGAUAACAGGGGCACUGAGGUCAACCCUCACAAUAGCACUCGAAACUAUAAUUGGAGUUGAUCCCCUAGACAUCCACGCGCAAAUGAUUGCAGGAAAGGCUGCACAACGCCUAGUUGCAUCAGGGAAUAUGUCUCUACAAGGACUCGGGCAUAGUUCAAUUGGUCGAGACAUGAGCGGUAGAUCUGACUACAUGGUCACCAGAACGUGCCCGGAUGUAAGAACAACAACAUUCAUGGGACCAGACGACUGGAAAACAUGUCAGCACCAUGCUCAACACCUCAAUAUAUACACGGACGGCUCCAAGAUGGAAGAAGGAGUUGGAGCGGGCAUAUACUGUACAGACCCUGAUAUGCGGCUGUCGUAUAAACUACCAAGCCAAUGCAGCAUAUUCCACGCGGAAGUAUUCGCCAUAGGGAAAGCGGCAGAGCUUGCGCAGAGCAUUGACCCCCCACAUGAAGCGGUCAACUUGUUCGAAGACAGUCAAGCGGCGAUAAGAUCCAUGCAAUCGUCAGCGGUCAGUUCCAAAAGUGUACUGGCAAGCAGAGAGGCACUAGAUAUCCUUAGCACGACCACGUCAGUGCGGAUCUACUGCGUUCCCAGCUACCAGGGCAUCGAUGGUAAUGAGACGGCAGACGAACUUGCAAAGGAAGGCAACGCUCCGAAGCGAACUGGAAAGACGGGCCGACACACGAGCCAAAAGCAGAUGGAGAAGAACUUCCACCACCUGCAAAGUUUCAAAAAUCAUGUGCAAAGAGCGCAACGCAAUACUCAGCCACUACGUGCUGCAUCUUCCAAGGAAAGACCGCAGACUGUGGGAAUUCUUACAGGUCACUGCCUAGCUGCGGCACACGCAGUCAAACUGGGCAUUACCGAUAACGCCAAAUGCCGAAAAUGUGACGAAUUCGAGGCAAUUGAAACCUUGGAGCAUCUCAUUUGCAAGUGUCCGGCCCUAACAAGGGCAAGAAUAAACUACCUAGGCGCUCCGGUUCUGGCAUCGCUAGAAGAUGCCUCCAGGAAGAAGCCAGGCGAACUACUUGCCUUCGCGAAAAAUACCUCGAUCCUAAAAGAUUUCGAAAACCGCGAAAACAUUCUCUAG